Messenger RNA from Pocillopora verrucosa, 4474 nucleotides. The record is from RefSeq and is a predicted model, not a curated record. Lineage: Eukaryota; Metazoa; Cnidaria; Anthozoa; Scleractinia; Pocilloporidae.
GUAGAGAUAUGAAUACUGCGCGCCAAAGAGCGAAAGUUUUUAAUCUUCAAGGAGACUCACAUGAACAACUCAUGCGGCCGAUUUCAGUGUAGGGCACCCGAAUUUCAUAUCCAUAAACAAGGAGAAUAUAAAACUUUCUCUCCUCUCAGAGAAUGGCUCUUUACCGUUAAAAAGUGUCAAAACUUGUGAAUACUUCCAACCGUUCGAAUAUACAUCAUGGCGGAAGUGGGUAUGUUUACUACUACAAAUAAAGUAACGCAGAAUACAACUCAGAUCCACGAGCAGGACGUCGAAUUUCGUACUGGAAAUGAUCCUUGCAAGCACAUUUCAGUGACUGUUGAGAAUAACGAUGUUUUGGGUGAAAAACGUGAUGUAAAUUUCAACAACAAGACGGCAUGUCCCAGAGGACCAGAUCAGGGAAAUGGAGAAUAUACUAACUCAUGUGCGAAUGAACCAUUUCAGAGUGAAAAUCUCUGGUGUGACACUCAAAUUUCGUUAAAUACCUCAAGUCUCACUCCAGUUUAUCACUGUUCUGGUAGAUCGGGAUUUGCAGAACAGAUGGAAACAGCACCAGCUAUUACUUUACCAGAUACAUCAACUGCAGAUCCACAUGGUACAGGUUUAAUCACGAACACCUCAACGGUGGCCAACAAUGACACAAAACCUCUUUAUUUCACAAGAUCAACAACAAUCUCUACACCAGCUGAAAAAGAUACCUCGCCCACUACUAACGUUUUGCCCACUAUUCCCGAACCAGUAGUUUUAGGGAUGAUGCCUACCCCUGCAUCUUCAGCCCAGAUGUUGAUUCAAGAGCGUGACUGUGCUGGUACAAAUUCAUCACCACCUCAAACUGUAAUUCCUCAAAGUUUAACCCAAACGCUUAUUUCUUUGCCAGAAGGUGUUUCAACCACUGCUGUAACACCAGGUAAUCCCAAUGCUGUUGCAGAAAAUCCAAAUUUAAUAGCUCAGUCUAACUCAAUAUCAGCGACAGUCUUAACUGGGUCAAGCGUUUCAUCUCUGGUAAAUUCAAGUAGUUCUGUGGUGUUCACCACGACCUCAGAAGUGUCAAAAAAUUUCGCUCCCGGAGUUCCAGUCCCGGAUGAUGGAACAGCCACUAUAAACAACAUCCAAACAGCUGCAAAUUCUUGUGCUGAAAACAAUGAUCCAGCAUCUGUUUGUAACAGUUCAAGUAGUCUUCCUGAUAUUCCAACCAUUUUUUCAAACUUUACACCGUGCAUCAAAUGUAAUUCCAUUCUUGUCUGUUCCUGCCUUGGACCAUCCGGUGUUGAAGGGGAUAAUGGCAGUGUUCUUCCAACAUGUCAAGCUUCCUGUCAAGGUCCUUGUACUUGUGAAGGGAUGGAAGUGGAUAAAAAAGAAGAUUUGAAACCAUUUGAAAAAGAUGUGAAACCUCAAGAAUUUCCUACUCCUAUUCCUUUGGAUCGCUUGGAUCAGCUCUUUGAUGGUUUGAUUGAAUAUGACAAGAUUAUCAAAGCUGAACAGCCAGAGGCAAUUACCACAAGACUCUUCCCAUACCAGCUGCAAGCUCUAAACUGGAUGAUAACAAGAGAAAACAACACUGAUCUAGCACCAUUCUGGAACAAAGUUAACAACAGCGCAUGGUUUAACAAGGGAACCAACAAGUCCACUGACAGAAAGCCACAUUCUCCCAAGGGUGGCAUAUUGGCAGAUGAUAUGGGUCUUGGUAAAACUCUUGUUGUUAUCAGCCUGAUUAUGGCUAAUCAUCUUAAUGGCAAGCCAAUGUUUGCAAGGUCAUCUAACAAGCGGAAGGCAUCAAGUUCAGGCCAAGAUGGAGAAUGUAAACAUGAACCAGAAGAGAGGAUGGCACACAGGGAAAGAAUUGAUGAAGAUGAUCCUAUGGAUAUGAAAGGGGAAGUUAAAAAAAUAAGCAUAAAGAAGCGGAAGAAUGUUACAACUAAAAAGAAGAGGUUGGCUGACAGUAAGAUGUUAAAAGAGCCUGGCUUUAAAUUCAGGCAAAUGUAUCUUUCCAAGUUGUCCAGCAAAUCACCAAAGAAGGAAAAACACAAAUUAACAAAGGAACUGAUGCAACCAGUCAGCAUUGACAGUGAUUUUAACACUGAUGUGGCAGCUGAGUCAUGGCUGUCUACAGGCAGUGGCAGUAUUUGUGGAAGUGGCAGUGGCAGCGGCAAACCCCUACCAGAUGAUGAGCAUAGUGCCACACUGAUUGUGUGUCCAUUAUCUGUGCUCAGUAACUGGACAGAUCAGAUAUGCAGCCACAUCCAUACAGAUGUCAGUUUGCAAGUGUACAUGUAUUAUGGUGCAGAGCGUUUGAGAGAUGUGAAUUUCCUCAGACAGCAAGACAUUGUGUUAACAACUUAUCCAACACUGACAAAUGAUUACAGGCGGCUUGACUCUCCACUUCAUAGGAUCAAGUGGCUUCGUGUCAUUUUAGAUGAAGGUCACACCAUACGGAAUCCUCAGACUUCUUUGACCAAAGCAAUGAUUGACUUGGUGGCAAAGCGCCGAUGGGUUCUCACAGGAACCCCAAUACAGAACAGGUUGGAUGACCUGUGGUCUGUGGUCAAAUUUUUGCGUCUGGAGCCAUUUGAUGAUAAAAAAUGGUGGAAUGCUGCCUUGGCAUCCAGCGUGAGGAGAGGAGAUGAACAGGCAGUCAAUCGCUUACAGAAACUCCUCAAGCACAUCUCAAUCAGAAGGCUGAAAACAGAUCAGGAUGAUGGAAGACCACUGGUUAAAUUGCCUCCCCGAACUGUGGUCAUUCAAGAAGUGGAACUGUCGGAAGAAGAACGAACAUUAUAUGACUCCAUGCAGAAACACGGACAACUGAUCAUCACAGGAUAUAUUCAGAAUGGAACAGUCCUCGCCAAGUAUGCGCACUGCUUUGCAAUUCUCAUGCGUCUUCGCCAACUUUGUUUGCAUCCAAAACUCUGUGAGGAGGAAUGUCAGUCGUUGCAGCGUGCUCAGGAUUUAUUGCAAGGACUUGAAGACUCUGAUGAUGAUGACCUCGAUAUGGACUAUAAUAACCAACGACUUAUCAAAGAUCUACUCGCGACUCUGUAUUCGGGAAGUGACGAGGAAUGUUCGGUAUGCCUCGACUCCCUGGUCGAACCAGUCAUCACUCGUUGUGCGCAUGCCUUCUGCCAGCAGUGCAUCAUGGAUGUGAUAACAUCAGAGAAUCUUGCUCCGCACUGCCCUCUGUGUCGUGCGCCCCUUAAUGAGAACGAACUGAUUAAAGUUCCCGAGAAGAAGAAACAAACAUUACCGCCUGCAGAGAAAACUAGCAAGGAAUCGGAAGGAAAAGAGAAAAGUUCUAAGUUGAAUGCCUUGAUGAGAGCGUUAUGUGCCAUCCAAGAUAAGGAUCCCUCUACAAAAAGCCUUGUAGUUUCUCAGUUCACGUCAUUUUUGGAUCUCAUCGAAGAGGCGCUUCACAAAGAAGGCUUCACUUUUGUCAGGUUGGACGGGAGGAUGAUGCAAGAGGCCCGGGCCCGAGCUAUAGAGAGCUUUGCCGACACUAGUUCCAGUUCACCAACAGUGUUUCUGUUGUCACUUACAGCUGGUGGCGUGGGCCUGAAUCUGACAGCUGCCACACGAGUUUUUCUCAUGGAUCCGGCUUGGAAUCCAGCCAUUGAAGAACAGUGUUUUGAUCGUAGCCACCGACUGGGUCAAACGAAAGAAGUUAUUAUUACUAAGUACAUUGUGAUGAAUUCCGUGGAAGAACGCAUGCUUACAUUGCAAGAACAGAAGAGAACGCUGAUGAGCCAGGCCUUCGGUGUACAGAGGCAGAGCCAGGAAGAGAGGAGGCGGGCUCGAGUCCGAGAUAUCAAGCAUCUGAUUGGUCUAUGAUGAAGGAAAUAUGGACAUUUAACGACUUUUGGAUUUGCCAAAAAUGGCUGAAUCGUAUACAGCAUUUGACUUUGACUCGUCUUUCAUUGUUAGAUUCUCGUUCAUGUUAAGGAAGAAUUUAAAAACUCUCCAAAGGCAAGUGAAAAAAAGGUGCAACUGUUUUGAAAUCAAGAUGAACUGAAAAUGUUCCGUUUAGUGACGUUUGAUCCACCAAUAUCACGACUCGCCAAAUUCCCUUUCACUUAGAGCUUUAAAUACAGAGCCCCUUAGAAUUAAAAAAAUGCCCUCUCAAGUGAGAGAAAACUUGAUGAUAGCGUCGAAUAACAAUGCUUGUGAUGUUUCCGUGAAAUAAGUAAAGGAUUACGGUUUGUAGCACUGUAGAAGACAGUUGCUUGUUUCUAGAGGUGACUUGUUUUCCUGUUUUAUCAAUUUCUCUGAUGUCUUUUUUAAUAAGGUUCUUUAAAAUUGAAUGAGAAGGUUUGUAUUUUAAAAGAUAGAUAUCCAUUAGAAAUUAAUUCAGACAUGCUAAACAACUCGGAAUAUUAUACACGUAUUUUAAUUGAAGAUGUAUAUUUAUGUGGUGAUAGUAACACCUGCUGGUGAUGAAGUCACCCGAGGUUGCUAAAUAGUAUUA